This is a messenger RNA of Diachasma alloeum, 1158 nucleotides long. RefSeq lists its product as uncharacterized. Lineage: Eukaryota; Metazoa; Arthropoda; Insecta; Hymenoptera; Braconidae. Bases 1 to 1158 code for a protein of 385 amino acids. The record is from RefSeq and is a predicted model, not a curated record. The transcript is spliced from 2 exons. Gene Ontology annotation, molecular function: nucleic acid binding. Gene Ontology annotation, biological process: DNA integration.
AUGAAUAAACUGAGGGAACAGUUCUGCAUUCUGUCGAGUAGAAGUGUGGUGCAAUCUGUCGUAAGAAAGUGUGUCAUUUGUCGACGUUUCACUGCAAAAAGACUCGAACCCAAUCCCAUACCUUUGCCUGAGAACAGAGUAGGAGAUGCUGCUGCUUUUGAAGUAACUGGUGUGGACCUAGCAGGGCCUCUUUUCUUGACAGAAGGUGAGAAGAGCUGGGUGGUAUUAUUCACGUGUGCUGUAUACAGUGCAAUACAUCUAGAGCUAGUGAAAUCCCUGUCAACCGAUGCAUUUCUUGAAGCCCUGAGGAGAUUUAUUGCACGAAGAGGAAGUCCUGUUACUAUUUAUUGUGACAAUGGGACGAAUUUUGUGGGGGCAUUCAAUGCCUUACGUGGACUGGACUGGGACGCGAUUGUGAAGCAAGAGGUCUCCAGUCGAAUAGAAUGCAGGUUCAGCCCUCCUCUUGCAGCAUGGUGGAGAGGAUGGUGGGAGAGACUCGUAUGUAUGGUCAAGGAAUUGUUGAGAAGAACACUGGGAAAAGCCUGUCUGGCGUACGAAGAACUCUCCACAACUCUUUGUGACUAUCUGAGGGAAUAUAGUGUACCUGAUUUGGAUAAAGUGGACACCACAGCAUUGAAUAAGCGAGUCAAAUACAGACAACGAUUGCGACAAGAAUUGAGACAACGUUUCCGUGUGGAGUAUUUGGGACAAUUGACUCGAGCAAAGGGUCCAAAGGCACCGGCAGUGCCGGUGGCUGAGGGAGAUUUGGUUUUCGUUGGGAACGACAACAAGAAGAGAGUGGACUGGCCCAUGGGGCGUGUCGUCCAAUUAUUCCCAGGAAAAGAUGGUGAGGUACGAGUUGUGAAGGUCAAAACAGGGGAUAGGUACAUGGUACGUCCAGUUCAGAGACUCUACCCGGUGGAAAUGUCACCAGUUGAGGCUGUCCACUUCAUUGCUGAUCGAACCUCGCUCGCAGCUGCGAGAAACAAGGUCAAGACAUAUGGGGGAUCAACCCCACAUGAUCCUGUCGGUUUGUCUACUGUGGAGAAGGAGCUUGGAGAUUCUGAUCUCCUGACUGAGUAUCAGCCAAAGGAGAACGUCGAGAUCACGACUAGGCGUGGUCGUGUUGUGCACAAACCCAAGAGACUUCUAGAUUGA